Messenger RNA from Pantherophis guttatus, 1848 nucleotides. RefSeq names its product calcitonin gene-related peptide type 1 receptor. Gene Ontology annotation, molecular function: calcitonin receptor activity; adrenomedullin receptor activity; calcitonin gene-related peptide receptor activity. NCBI's taxonomy places the organism in Eukaryota, Metazoa, Chordata, Lepidosauria, Squamata, Colubridae. Gene Ontology annotation, cellular component: plasma membrane. Gene Ontology annotation, biological process: angiogenesis; adenylate cyclase-activating G protein-coupled receptor signaling pathway; cell surface receptor signaling pathway. The record is from RefSeq and is a predicted model, not a curated record.
CGGGGAUGUUUCCCCUUCGGCUGCCGAUAAGUUACAACCUCACAAGGCUUCUGAGCGCUCCUGGCGGCAGAAGCCGGCCGUCGUCCGCUUCGGGCUCCUUUCGAAGAUCUCCGCUGAUUGGAUUGUAACCUCGACCUGUAAGGAGCAACUAGCGGGAUCGCGGCUCUUCUCUUUUUUUAACCGUUUCAACUCCUUUCUCGGGUUUUUUUUUUCUUUUUUAAACAUCUUUAUAUAUAUAUAUGUAUAUAUACCUCAUUUUUUGGGGUGGUGGUGAUUGUGGUGAGAAUUCUUUCUGCCCAAACCGGGAAAACCCAAACUCAUUUUGAUUCCUGAUAUUAAGCCCGGGAAGGAAAGCACAGCUUUUGUUUUUUGCUGAUUUGUAAAGCUACAUUUAGUGAUGGAAGCUGGUUGGACUGUACAUCUGUUGCCUCUCUUAGCUCUGACAUUGGCUUUUGUCACAGCUGUUCCAGAUGAAAAAGAAGGAAAUUGGUCCAGUGAAAUGGGAACUAAGAACCAUACAGACCAUCAAACAAUACUAGGUGUAACGAAUAAUAAAAUCAUGACAGCACAAUUUGAAUGUUAUCAGAAAAUUAUGCAAACUACUGAAGAAUAUGAAGGUCCACAUUGCAACAGAACAUGGGAUGGUUGGUUAUGCUGGGAUAGUACUCCGGCAGGACAAACUGUGGAUCAAAACUGUCCAGACUACUUUCAGGACUUUGACCCUUCAGAAAAAGUUUAUAAGAUCUGUGAAGAAAAUGGACACUGGUUUGUGCACCCUGAGAGUAACAGAAUUUGGACAAACUAUAGCCUUUGCACUCAUCAAAUAUAUUAUAAAUUGCAGACAGCUCUGAAUCUGUACUAUAUCUCUAUAAUUGGCCAUAGCCUUUCAAUUGUUUCACUUCUUAUUUCCCUUGGCAUAUUCUUCUAUUUUAAGAGCCUCAGUUGCCAAAGGAUUACGUUGCAUAAGAAUCUCUUUUUCUCUUUUGUUUGCAACUCUAUUGUAACAAUUAUUAUUCUAUCAGGAGCUGCCAACAAUCAAACAGUGGCUGCAGAUAACCCAGUUGGAUGCAAAGUGGCACAAUUCAUUCACUUUUACUUAAUGGUUUGCAAUUACUUCUGGAUGCUCUGCGAAGGCAUUUACUUGCACACUCUGAUUGUGGUGGCUGUAUUUGCAGAAAAGCAGCAUUUACUUUGGUAUUAUCUCCUUGGAUGGGGCUUCCCAUUGAUACCUUCCUUCAUACAUGCUGUAGCCAGAAGUUUAUAUUUCAAUGACCACUGCUGGAUCAGUUCAGAGACUCAUCUGCUGUACAUCGUCCAUGGUCCUAUUUGCGUUGCUCUUUUGGUGAAUCUCUUUUUCCUGUUGAACAUUGUCCGUGUUCUAAUCACAAAGUUAAAAGUCACCCAUCAGGCGGAAUCCAAUCUCUACAUGAAGGCAGUUAGAGCCACCCUCAUACUGGUGCCCCUACUCGGCAUUGAAUUUGUGCUAGUCCCAUGGCAGCCCCAAGGUCGUGUUGCUAUAGAGAUUUUCAACUAUGUGACGCAUAUCUUGAUGCACUAUCAGGGUUUGCUGGUGGCAACAAUUUUCUGUUUUUUUAAUGGAGAGGUCCAGUCUGUCCUACGGAGGCACUGGAAUCUGUACAGGAUCCAGUUCGAACAUAGUUUUGCCCACUCCGAUGGUCUCCGGUCAGCUUCUUAUACAGCUUCUUCCUCCUUCACUGAUGGCCAAAGCUUCAGUUUUAACCAUGACUGCCCCAGUGAAUAUUUAAAUGGAAAAAGCUUUAAUGAGAUGGAAAAUGUUGCUUAUAAACCUGAAAAGCUAUAUGGAUGAUUAAAGAAGACUGAAAGUUC